UUCACCCCGUUCCGUACCAACAGUCCCCUUCAGCUGCGGGCCGUUUACCCGCUUAGGUUCUGGCUCGGACGUGUUACCCGCUGAGCCCCCGGUACCCGCUAACGGUUCGGUUCGGUCCCUUUAACAGAACCGGAGCCAAACCGCCCAGAAGCUAACGGCUAGCUACCGCAGAUGGAGGAGUUUCUGCGGGCCUGCCGGCGGACCUUGCAGGAAGACGUGGGUCCGGCCGGUCCUGGUGUCCAUGUGGUUUUAGGGAACGAAGCCUGUGAUGUGGACUCUAUGGUGUCGGCCCUCGCCUUCGCCUACUUCCUGUUCAGGACCGCAGGUGGCGACCCGCCGGUUCUGCCCCUGCUCAACAUCCGACAGUCGGAACUGGUGCUGCGAUCAGACAACCUGUUCCUGCUGCGGCGGACGGGUCUGUCUCCAGACCUGCUGCUGUUCAGGGACCAGCUGGACCUCAGAGCUCUGCACACAGCAGGCCGCCUCCGGCUGACCCUGGUGGACCACAACGUCCUGCCGAGUUCAGACGCUGACCUGGAGGGGGCAGUGGUGGAGGUACUCGACCAUCAUCAGCUUGAGAGAAAAGCUUCCCCCAGCUGCCCGGUUACCGUGGAGAUGGUGGGAUCCUGUGCCACCUUGGUAACCGAACGCAUCAUCCAGAAAGCUCCACAGAUCCUGGACCAGCAGCUCGCCCAGCUGCUCUACGCAGCGAUGGUGCUGGACUGCGUCAACAUGGCUCCUGCUGCAGGUAAAGUGACGCCUAAAGACAGUCAGUAUGCUGCUGCGCUGGAGACACGGUUCCCUGCUCUGCCACCGAGGGGCGCUCUGUUCCAGGAGCUGCAGGAGGCAAAGUUUGACGUCUCAGGUGAGUUCAUGAGUUUCUGUGCCAGCGUAAGCAAGUUCCUUGAACAGGCCCGCACCCCGGACCUGGACCUCCAUCCAGUCAGCUCCUCCCACCCUCACAUCUCAGCCUAUCACCAAGGGAACAAGCUGGCUUCCAGGAAGAAGCUCCUCCCCAUCGUGAAGAACUUCCUGAGGGAGUGCGAUGGAGACUGUUGCCUUGGAGACGCCGAGGAGGAGUCUGUGGUCCCCCCCACCCCCAUGAACAGUCUGGUUGAGGGCUGUCCUCUUGAUGAAGGCCUGCCGAAGAUCACUGCUGAAGACCUGCAGGACAAAUUCCGCCAAAUGGACUCCGCUGACCUCUGACCUUCUUUCUGUCAGUUUCAGGGCAUCCCUGGUCUCCUCCCAGCAUCUCUGUUGCCGCAGCAGCGUCUAAGGACGGCGAUGGAGGGGCAGAACAUCGGUACUUCUGACAAUAAACCUUUUCAAUCCCAGAGAUCCAGGUGGAAUAAAGCUGGUGCUACAGAACCAGACCAACAGAACUGGGCUUUUCUCAGUGAAAUACGGUGUUACAGCAGAUUCUCAACAGAGCCAGCGUUAAAGGAGCCCAACUGGAUCGUCCCGCAGUCAGUUCAGGAUGCGUUUUCUAAUUUAGAUCAAAAGGACAAUCUAAGCAACCAAAGAGUAGCUGAGGUACGUUCUGUUGGAAACCGUUAAAACUAAAGGCUUGAUUUCACCUUUUUUUAUAACCUUUGUGUUGUUUAGAGAGUUUCCACUCGUUUGUGAGAUCCCACCAAGAAAGAUAAGAAAACAGUAUUAUUGAAUAUGCUCAAGCGAUCAAACCUCAACACACCAAUCACCUCUGCUUACGUUAACAAUUGCAUGUCAGUUUUAUCCUCAAUAAACUGCAAACGUAAAAGUCUGUCUGAACAGU
Messenger RNA from Cyprinodon variegatus (sheepshead minnow), 1774 nucleotides. It is a transcript of the gene prune1, whose product is annotated as prune exopolyphosphatase. NCBI's taxonomy places the organism in Eukaryota, Metazoa, Chordata, Actinopteri, Cyprinodontiformes, Cyprinodontidae. Gene Ontology annotation, cellular component: cytoplasm. Bases 172 to 1206 code for a protein of 344 amino acids. The transcript is spliced from 7 exons. The record is from RefSeq and is a predicted model, not a curated record. Gene Ontology annotation, molecular function: exopolyphosphatase activity.